AUGUCACCGCGGAGGCUGGCGGCUGCGGCGACGGCGGCGGCCGACGGCAGAAUGUUGACGGCGUUAUGUGCGGCGUUGUGUUGGAGGGUGCUGCUCCAGCCUGUGCGAGCCCAGGUCGACGCCACGGCACUCGUACGGAUCCCAGUCGGGCUGAUACUGAGUCCCGAUUCGAGACAGAUGAACGCCAGCUUCCGAUACGGGCUGCGGAAUCUGGCGCCAUCUAGCAGUUGGCAGACGCACUGGAGGCUCGACGCUGUCACUGAAUUCACUGACACCGGAAACAGCUUCGACAUUGAGCGAGCAAUCUGUAGAGAGCUGGAGACGGGAAUUUUCGUGCUGAUAGGAGCGACUCAGACGUCGUCGUUUCCGACGAUGCAGUCGUACACAGACAGCUUCCAGCUGCCGAUGCUGACACCUGGAUCCCCGGCACAUCACAGCGUGGAAGAACAGGACCACUAUCAGGUUUACAUGCGACCAGACUACUCCACGGCUUUAUAUGACAUCAUACGAUACUAUGGAUGGGACUACGUGUACUAUCUGUACACCUGCGAUGAAGGUCUUCUCAAUUUGGAGCGACUGUUUAUUCUGAUGGGACCCCGAAGUAAUACACUCAACGUGGCCGCUCGCUUUCUCUCCCCGGACAACAGCACUGCGAGCCAGCUCUUGAAGUAUCUGAAUGACGCUGACGACAAGAUGGCGCUCAGGCGUAUCAUAAUAGAUUCGCGAUCGCUGGAAUCAACGCAGAGAGUGAUGGAUCUACUAGCUGAUGCCAACAUGACGACAAAAUACUACCACUACGUCAUAGCAUCAUUCGCCUCAGAAGAACUCAACCUCCAGAAAUUCGGCCACGAGGGCGCGAACGUGACCGGCCUGCGCAUCCUGGAGCGCUCAGGCCGCGCCUUGAGAGACUUCUACAACAAGGGCGACUGGGAAGGGGCUAGGCAGGAGUCCAGCGGCAGGGGCGGUGCCAGUCAGCACAAACUAAUGUACGAAGCAGCGUUGAUCUACGAUAGCCUGCGCGUCAUCCACGCGGCUUUCUCCCGCUUGUUGGAGGCGUCACCCACCGCCCUCAAACGACACCUCCGCCGCGGCGAGGUUUACAACAAUGGAUCCCGCGGCAUAGGCAACUGCGAUGCGGACAGGGUGGUUCCGUUUGAAGCAGGCAAUCGCAUUCUCUCCACAAUUAAGCAGGUGAGCCUGGAGAAUGGUUUGAGCGGGAACAUUGCUUUCGACGAACAUGGCAGAAGAGUGAACUACACAAUCUAUAUUUGGGAGUACACACUGAACAGAGAGAAGACGAAACAGCAAUUCAAAUUCAAAUGCGUGUGUGGAUAA
Messenger RNA from Priapulus caudatus, 1335 nucleotides. RefSeq names its product glutamate receptor 1-like. NCBI's taxonomy places the organism in Eukaryota, Metazoa, Priapulida, Priapulimorpha, Priapulimorphida, Priapulidae. The record is from RefSeq and is a predicted model, not a curated record. The transcript has 10 exons. The coding region runs from base 1 to 1335 and encodes 444 amino acids.